Molecule: messenger RNA, 177 nt
Organism: Puccinia triticina
Lineage: Eukaryota; Fungi; Basidiomycota; Pucciniomycetes; Pucciniales; Pucciniaceae
Exons: 1
Coding region: 1-177 (58 amino acids)
Source: RefSeq, a predicted model, not a curated record
AUGGCCAGGUCGGACGCACACCUCAUCCGCUCCCAGCAAGCAGCAGCCUCAGGCUCAGCCCAACCACCCCCACCAGCCCAGGAAACCACCAGCACCAAUACCGAGGAACUCCAGCAGACCAUCGACGCCCUCCUCUCUCAGGUCAGCAUCCCCCAGAUGGCGCAGGGGAUGGAGUAA